AUGUCGUGGUCUGAGGCUCAGAGUUACUGCAGAGAGCAGUUCACAGACCUGGACUCAGUGAACGACACGGAGGACCUGAAGAACCUGAAGGCUGCUGCAAACGGACGCACGGACGCCUGGAUCGGACUUCAUCAAACCAGUAACAAACUCACAGACAGAAAAUGGCACUGGUCUCAGCUCACGAUUCGUCCAACACUACUGUCAAGAUCAAUGAUGGCAAUAACAGAAGAACCUGAGGCUCAGCAGUUCUGCAGAACUCACCACACUGACCUGAUGAGUGGACUGGACCAGCACAAACUGUUUCAGGAACAGUACCCUUGGCCUUCUUUAUAUUGUUGGAUCGGUCUGUUCCGGGACACCUGGAGCUGGUCCGACGGAAGCGACUCCUCUUUCAGAAAGUGGAACUCAGACGCAUCGAUAUAUCCACAGACAAAGAAAUGUGCAGCACUGGGAGGCGAGGGCCGAAGGGAGAGCGACGACUGUGAACUAAAGAGAAGCUUCAUCUGUGAAGGAGGUCCAAAGAGAAAAAAGACUUUGGUGAAAAUAAAAAUGUCCUCAGCAGUGGAUCUCAACAAAUUCAGCUCCGAGAUAUUGGAACAGGUUUGUGUAGUUAAGAUUUUGAAUAUUUCCUGA
This is a messenger RNA of Knipowitschia caucasica, 633 nucleotides long. Lineage: Eukaryota; Metazoa; Chordata; Actinopteri; Gobiiformes; Gobiidae. The record is from the annotation of a GenBank genome assembly.